CCAAACCCUAUCCUCCUUCUCCUUCUCCUUUGUCGACCUCGACCCCUCCCUUCCCUUCCCUCACCACCAGCAACCACCUCGACCCCUCCCUUCCCUUCCCUCACCACCAGCAACCGACCCAUAUACAGGAACCACUUCUCCAUGAAUCUUCUUCUUCUCCUUAAAUUUUCGAAUCCCUAAAUCUUCUUCUUCUCCUAUCAACCUUCUAUUCCACCCUCACCUCCACAGACACCACCGCCAGCACCAUUGGCGUAGUCAGAUAUAUAAUUUAGUAGGGUCCAAACAUAACCAAUUACGAAGUUUGUCUCAAUAGUAAAAUUAUUGUCUCGAGAAGAGGCGGUCCGUAGUUCUAAAUUUACAAACCCCACUUUAAAAAUCCACGAUUUUUAAUGUAUAUUCAUAUUUCAAGUGGGGUCCAUGGACCCCACAACCCCUCACCUACCUCCGCCAAUGGCCAGCACCAGCCGCCGCCCUCCCCUGCCUCCUCCGCUCCCCCUCCUUCCACCGCCACAACAACUUCCUCCACGGCUCCGCCUCCAACCGCCGCGACCUGCAUGCAACAGCCUCCACUCGCCGCACUGCGCCGCGCCGCCUGCCGCCUGCCGCCUCCAACCGCCGCCGCGCGAACGCCGUCUCCCUCCGCCUCUGUCCGCCGGCUUUGCGAGGUCGCUCCUCCCUCUCCCGUCGGCGGCAAGCCCUCCUUCUCGGCUGCUUCUUGAAUCUUGAGACUUGAGUGGAAAAGAAAGGAGAGAGAAGGAUGGAGGAGAGAGACGGAGCAGAUAAUGAAUGUGGUGGUGGUGGAGGGUUCGAAAGGAAAGAUAAGGAAUAAGUGGUUCCUGUAUUUUCUGAUUUUUUUAAUUUUUUUUUAGAUUAGGGUGUGGUUUUCGGGCAUGAGGUUAACCGAAUCAAAACCGGCUAACCGACCGGUCGGUGGUCGGCUAUCCGCUGUAUCUUUCACGGUCAGUGGUCGGUAGCCGGAGGUGGUCGCUCGGUUUAACCGAUAACCGAAAAAUUGGUUUUCGGAUAAACCGAAACCGACUAA
Linum trigynum is the source of this 1042-nucleotide messenger RNA. The record is from the annotation of a GenBank genome assembly. Lineage: Eukaryota; Viridiplantae; Streptophyta; Magnoliopsida; Malpighiales; Linaceae.